AAAGGGAACCGGGGGGCGGUGGGGUGGGGGGGAAGAGACGAGGCCGAGCGAAGGAAAUGCACCAAUCAGCUGCUCCCCCGGGCUCACAACUGUCUGCGGCGCCCGAAAAACAAGUCGGUGCGCUGGGGACCCGGGGCCGGGGCCACCUUGCUCCGGCCUAGCCCCGCAGCCCUCGGUGCGGGCCCCAGGGCAUGCUCGGGACCCCCCGCGGCUCCAGCCCAGAAGCCCCGGCCUCAGGUCUCGGCCCCCGCUUGGGGCCCAGGCCGUGCGGCCGGAGGGAGCGGCCGGAUGGAGCGGAGGAUGAAAGCCGGAUACUUGGACCAGCAAGUGCCCUACACCUUCAGCAGCAAAUCGCCCGGAAAUGGGAGCUUGCGCGAAGCGCUGAUGGUCCCGCAGGGGAAGCUCAUGGACCCGGGCUCCCUGCCGCCCCUCGACUCUGAAGAUCUCUUCCAGGAUCUAAGUCACUUCCAGGAGACGUGGCUCGCUGAAGCUCAGGUACCAGACAGUGAUGAGCAGUUUGUUCCUGAUUUCCAUUCAGAAAACCUAGCUUUCCACAGCCCCACCACCAGGAUCAAGAAGGAGCCCCAGAGUCCCCGCACAGACCCGGCCCUGUCCUGCAGCAGGAAGCCGCCACUCCCCUAUCACCAUGGCGAGCAGUGCCUUUACUCCAGUGCCUAUGACCCCCCCAGACAACUCGCCAUCAAGUCCCCUGCCCCUGGUGCCCUUGGACAGUCGCCCCUGCAGCCCUUUCCCCGGGCGGAGCAACGGAAUUUCCUGAGAUCCUCUGGCACCUCCCAACCCCACCCUGGCCAUGGGUACCUUGGGGAACGUAGCUCCGUCUUCCAGCAGCCCCUGGACAUUUGCCACUCCUUCACAUCUCAGGGAGGGGGCCGGGAACCCCUUCCAGCCCCCUACCAACACCAGCUGUCGGAGCCCUGCCCACCCUACCCCCAGCAGAGCUUUAAGCAAGAAUACCAUGACCCCCUGUAUGAACAGGCGGGCCAGCCAGCUGUGGACCAGGGUGGGGUCAACGGGCACAGGUACCCAGGGGCGGGGGUGGUGAUCAAACAGGAACAGACGGACUUCGCCUACGACUCAGAUGUCACUGGGUGCGCAUCAAUGUACCUCCACACAGAGGGCUUCUCUGGGCCCUCUCCAGGUGACGGGGCCAUGGAUCUGAGCAACCCCCAACUUCCUCUACAAGGCUAUGGCUAUGAGAAACCUCUGCGACCAUUCCCAGAUGAUGUCUGCGUUGUCCCUGAGAAGUUUGAAGGAGACAUCAAGCAGGAAGGGGUCAAUGCAUUUCGAGAGGGGCCACCCUACCAGCGCCGGGGUGCCCUACAGCUGUGGCAAUUUCUGGUGGCCCUGCUGGAUGACCCAACAAAUGCCCAUUUCAUUGCCUGGACAGGCCGGGGAAUGGAGUUCAAGCUCAUUGAGCCUGAGGAGGUCGCCAGGCUCUGGGGCAUCCAGAAGAACCGGCCAGCCAUGAAUUACGACAAGUUGAGCCGCUCGCUCCGAUACUAUUACGAGAAAGGCAUCAUGCAGAAGGUGGCUGGUGAGCGUUACGUGUACAAGUUUGUGUGCGAGCCCGAGGCCCUCUUCUCUUUGGCCUUCCCGGACAAUCAGCGUCCAGCUCUCAAGGCCGAGUUUGACCGGCCUGUCAGUGAGGAGGACACAGUCCCUUUGUCUCACUUGGACGAGAGCCCCGCCUACCUCCCAGAGCUGGCUGGCCCUGCCCAGCCGUUUGGCCCCAAGGGUGGCUACUCUUACUAGCCCCCAGCGGCUGUUCCCCCUGCCGCAGGUGGGUGCUGCCCUGUGUACAUACAGAUGAAUUUGGUGUUGGGGAAACCUUCAUCUGAAACCCACAGAUGUCUCUGGGUCAGAUCUCCACUGUCCUACCAGUUGUCCUAGCCCAGACUCUGAGCUGCUCACCAGAGUCAUUGGGAAGGAAAAGUGGAGAAAUGGCAAGUCUAAAGGUAGAGUCUCAGAAACUCCCCUGGGGGUUUCACCUGGGCCCUAGAGGAAUUCAGCUCAUCUUCUUCCUAGGUCCAAGCUCCCCACACCUUUUCCCCAACCACAGAGAACAAGAGUUCUCUUCUGGGGGACAGAGAAGGCGCUUCCCAACUUUACACUGGCAGGAGGGUGAGGAGGUUCACUGAGCUCCCCAGAUCUCCCACUGCGGGGAGACAGAAGCCUGGACUCUGCCCCACGCUAUGGCCCUGGAGUGUCCCGGCUUGUCAGUUCUUGGUGCUUUGUGUUCCCAGAAGCAGGGGGAGGUUGAAGAAAGGAACCUGGGAUGGGGGGUGCUGGGUAGAAGCAGAGAGGGAUGGGUUCCUGCUCCAAGGGACCCUUUGCCUUUCUUCUGCCCUUUCCUAGGCUCAGGCCUGGGUUUCCACUUCCACCUCCACCACAUCUGUCAGACCUUAAUAAAGGCCCCCACUUCUCCCAUUA
This is a messenger RNA of Macaca mulatta (Rhesus monkey), 2451 nucleotides long. It is a transcript of the gene ETV4, whose product is annotated as ETS variant transcription factor 4. Gene Ontology annotation, cellular component: nucleus. Gene Ontology annotation, molecular function: DNA-binding transcription factor activity, RNA polymerase II-specific; sequence-specific DNA binding. Gene Ontology annotation, biological process: cell differentiation; regulation of transcription by RNA polymerase II. The record is from RefSeq and is a predicted model, not a curated record. Lineage: Eukaryota; Metazoa; Chordata; Mammalia; Primates; Cercopithecidae.